AUGCGUAGGCAAGCUGACAAUAAAAAGAGGAUUGGGGACAAAGCAGAUGCCCAACGCACCCGGAGACAAUACGAUGGGCUUGAGCAGCUGGCUUUUGUUGUGCCUAUGGUUGGUUCCGUCUGUCGAGAUACAAUUACCACCACCAGUAACGUCGCGUUCGAAAAGCCAGUCACACUAAAACAGCGUCCCACUGACUGCUCUUUGAUCGAGCAACUUGGUUGUGUGGUCUUGGUGUGGGCUCAAGACUCAUGGAUUUGCGAAGGAAGGAUUCGUCGCAAGGAUUCGGACACCAGAAACAAAAUGUGCGAGCGAGGUCGUCAACCAUCUCCAUCAAAUCUCAGAAUGAACGAUAGAGGCUUUGAGCCCUGGCAGAGCCAGAGCCAGGACUUCGUUGCGAACAUUACUUAUAACAAUGAGGACUGGGACAUGGAAGCUCUUCGACCAGCAAGAUGUCUAUUUGCAGCUAUGAACCUGACCUGGCUUGGACCUCAGAUGGUCCCUGUUCAGCGAAAGAUUCUUCGAAGGCUUAGCAGGCGUCUUGAGUGUCCAAUCCCGAUAAUGCAUUCGACAUCUCCUGCUUGGCUAUCUAGUCAACUGUGA
Messenger RNA from Aspergillus glaucus CBS 516.65, 600 nucleotides. RefSeq lists its product as uncharacterized. Bases 1 to 600 code for a protein of 199 amino acids. The transcript is spliced from 5 exons. NCBI's taxonomy places the organism in Eukaryota, Fungi, Ascomycota, Eurotiomycetes, Eurotiales, Aspergillaceae. The record is from RefSeq and is a predicted model, not a curated record.